Messenger RNA from Pipistrellus kuhlii (Kuhl's pipistrelle), 1297 nucleotides. RefSeq names its product MKRN2 opposite strand (gene MKRN2OS). The coding region runs from base 453 to 1124 and encodes 223 amino acids. The transcript is spliced from 4 exons. The record is from RefSeq and is a predicted model, not a curated record. NCBI's taxonomy places the organism in Eukaryota, Metazoa, Chordata, Mammalia, Chiroptera, Vespertilionidae.
AGGUUACUUAUUCAAAACCAAAACGAUAUAAACUUUUCCUAGACACACACAAAAAAGUGGAGAUGCCUAAUUCCAAGAGGCGCGUAGACUUAUGACUAAUUAAAGGACAGUGCCCCGGUGGAAACAUGAACCCAGCCCUGCAGGGCCAGGGAACGCUGGAGGAGGCGGAGAAAGUUUUCCCAGAAACCUGCGGCUUUAAAGCAUGAGUAGGAGCUGGCUGCCAGCAGAAGCAAAAUGUGUGAAGGCUAGAAAAAUGGCCUUGUAAGCAAGCACAAACGAAAGGGAAAAUGAAAGACACUAGUGUUAGGGGCGGCCUGACUACCGUCCUGGUUAAUCCUACCCGGCUUGGCCUCGGAGGCCGUCAAUCAGAAUGACGUCACAGCCGAUCAGGUUGCUCGGGCUGCGGGAAUUUGCUACCUGUGCAAUCAGGAAAAGGAAGUCUGGGGAAAGCCAUGCAGCUCGAAGAGGCCGGAAAGCCUUUAAUUAAAUUCAACCACUGCAGGAAAUGCAUCUACAGCUUCAGCGUGCCGCGCUGCUGCCCCCUCUGCCGGCAGGACGUGGGCUCCAGGAAGCUGGAGGAAGCACCUGUCAGCAUCUCCAAUCCGUUUACUAAUGGGCAUCAAGAAAAGUGUGCAUUCCUCCUCAGGCCAACCGAAGGGACGUUUCUUAGGGAGUAUGAUGGAAGGUCUGAUCUUCACGUUGGAAUUACUAACACAAAUGGAGUCGUCUAUAAUUACACCGUGCACGGCGUCCAGCGAGACGAAGCGGGCUGGGAGCAGUGUGUCAGUAUCCCGUUGUUGCAGCCCGGCAUGUUCGGACUGAUGGACCAGUGGGACAAGUACCUGGAAGACUUCUCCACCUCGUGGGCCUGGCUGCCUCACAGGUACGAAGAAGAACACCACAACUGCUACAGUUACACCCUCACGUUCAUUAACUGCAUUCUGGCCACAGAAGGCAAGGAGCAACUGGACAAGAACGAGUUCACGGAGAAGUUUGUGGUCCCCAGGACCAGGAAGGCGUCCAAGUACAUCACGCUCUACCGGGCGAUAGAGGCGCACGGCUUCCACGUGACCGACCGCCCGGACCAGGCGCCGAGUCCUCCUCCGGGGGGUGGUUUGUGCUGAGUGUGCCGUGGGAAAGCAGAAGGGACAGGAUCUUUGGGGGUUACUACUUUUAACAGAUCCUAGAGACUUCUAAAGACAGUAACCUGUGGUUAAUUAAAAAAAUAAAAAAUAAAAGGUGCCCUGACCUGUUUGGCUCAGUGGAUAGAGCAUCGGCCUGCGGACAAGGGCACCAG